CAGCUCUUCCUCACCACACUACCACACUGCCCCAGUGCCCUGCGCCCACCACCCGGCCGGACCCCUGCCCACGUUGCCUGCUUCCUCUGCAUGGGGCCCUGCAGCAACCCCCGCCUGGGGCUCCCCGGGGGGGAGUCGCCCUCCCAGCCCCCCCAGAGGAGGAAGAAGAGAUACCUGCGGCAUGACAAGCCCCCCUACACCUACUUGGCCAUGAUCGCCCUGGUGAUCCAGGCCGCACCCUCCCGCAGGCUGAAGCUGGCCCAGAUCAUCCGUCAGGUCCAGGCCGUGUUCCCCUUCUUCAGGGACGACUACGAGGGCUGGAAAGACUCCAUCCGCCACAACCUCUCCUCCAACCGGUGCUUCCGCAAGGUGCCCAAAGAUCCCGCGAAGCCCCAGGCCAAGGGCAACUUCUGGGCGGUCGACGUGAGCCUGAUCCCAGCCGAGGCGCUGCGGCUGCAGAACACGGCCCUGUGCAGGCGCUGGCAGAGCAGGGGCGCGAGGGGAGCCUUCGCCAAGGACCUGGGCCCCUAUGUGCUGCAUGGCCGGCCCUACCGGCCGCCCAGUCCCCAGCCGCCGCCCCGUGAGGGCUUCAGCAUAAAGUCUCUGCUAGGGGACUCCGGGGAGGGGGCGCCGCCGAGCAGCCCAAGUCGGUCAGGCUCAGUUCGCAUAGGGGAGGAAGAGGCACCCACUCCAGUCCCCACCUCUGAGAGGCCUCUGUGGCCCGUCUGCCCCCUCCCAGGGUCCCUGAGAGCAGAAGGGGAGACUUCCCAGGGGGGAAACAGCAGGCCCUCGCCCCUCUCCCCUGAACCCAGAGCCUGGCCCCUGCACUUACUGCAGGGUACCCCAGGCCCUGGGGGACUCUCUGGUGGAAGCCACAGGGCCUCCCUUUGGGGGCAGCUACCUACCUCCUACUUGCCCAUUUACACUCCCAACGUGGUGAUGCCAUUUGCCCCACUGCCACCCACCUCCUGCCCCCGGUGCCCCCCCUCAACCAGCACAAGCUAUUGGGGGGUGGUCCCUGAAACCCAUGGCCCCCCAAGGCUGCUCUGGGAUCUAGACGCCCUCUUCCAGGGGGUGCCACCCAACAAAAGCAUCUAUGAUGCGUGGGUUAGCCACCCCCGAGACCUGGCUGCCCCUACCCCAGGCUGGCUACUCUCCUGGUACAGCCUGUGA
This is a messenger RNA of Delphinapterus leucas (beluga whale), 1173 nucleotides long. RefSeq names its product forkhead box H1 (gene FOXH1). NCBI's taxonomy places the organism in Eukaryota, Metazoa, Chordata, Mammalia, Artiodactyla, Monodontidae. Gene Ontology annotation, biological process: transforming growth factor beta receptor signaling pathway; positive regulation of transcription by RNA polymerase II. Gene Ontology annotation, molecular function: transcription cis-regulatory region binding; DNA-binding transcription activator activity, RNA polymerase II-specific. The record is from RefSeq and is a predicted model, not a curated record. Gene Ontology annotation, cellular component: activin responsive factor complex.